Impatiens glandulifera is the source of this 576-nucleotide messenger RNA. RefSeq lists its product as uncharacterized. The transcript has 3 exons. The record is from RefSeq and is a predicted model, not a curated record. Lineage: Eukaryota; Viridiplantae; Streptophyta; Magnoliopsida; Ericales; Balsaminaceae. The coding region runs from base 1 to 576 and encodes 191 amino acids.
AUGGGUGAUAUUCAUUAUUUUCUUGGAGUUGAAGCUACUCGAACUCCUACCGGUUUGUUUCUUAAUCAAGUUAAUUAUAUUUCCACAAUCCUUAAGAGAGCUAAUAUGGUGGAUGCAAAGCCACUUCACACUCUUGUUGCCACUGGGUCUUCUCUUUCCAAACAUGAUGGUGAACCUUUGAGUGACCCACUUCUCUACCGAAGCAUUGUUGGCGCUCUUCAAUAUCUUACUCUCACACGUCUUGAGCUAGCCUUUGCAGUUAAUCGAGCGUCAUAUUCUGAUGCUGAUUGGGUCGGAUGUCCUGAUGAUCGUCGAUUCACCACUGGCUAUUGUGUAUUUCUUGGAGUCAAUCUCAUUUCCUGGAAUUCCAAAAAGCAACAGGUUGUUGCUCGUUCUAGUAUAGAGUCUGAAUAUCGUGCCUUGGCUCAUGCUACUACUGAACUUUGUUGGCUCCAAUCUCUUCUAGGAGAACUUCACGUCACUCUGAAUCGUCCUCCUAUUCUAUGGGUGAAGGAGGAAAUUGUGAAGGUGGUUGGUCGGAAAAUGAAGAAGGGUAUGUGUAUGAAGGAGCAUUAG